GACGACAUCAAGAUCGAGUAUCAUCCAAGUAGCGGCAUCGAGGCCAAGGUAUACGUCUUUGAUAGCUUUGAGCGUUGUGCCUCAGAAUUCCUUGCCCCCCCACCUGAUGGCCAACCUUGGCGUCCGUUCAAAUCUCGGCUCGAAUUCGAAAUUGCCGAGAUCAUGCUCGAGGUCGGCUUUAACAACCAACAAUCUGAUCGGUUCAUCAAGCUAUGUCACCGCUGUGCUGUGGGCAAGGAGAAGUUCACGUUCAAAAACCACAAGGAUAUCCACAACAUGUGGGAGGCAGCCUCACACCGCAUUACAAAGUUUACGAAGGAAGUGAUCUCGAUCCCGUUUGCUGGAGAUGAGGAACUACGGGAAUACGACGUACAUUACCGAGACCUUUGGGAGUUGGCUGCCGAUAUGCUUCGGAAUCCCCGCCUCUUUCCAUACUUCACGUUUGAUGCACACCACCUGUCGAAGUUUGAUGGUAAUGCAUUUGUUUCUUUUGUUGAUGAGCCUUUCACUGCGCGAGAUAUUUGGGAUGUGCAAUUGCAACUCCCUCCAGGUGCGAAGCCACUGGCAUAUAUACUCUACGCGGAUAAGACGAAACUCUCCUCCUUCGGUACCGCAAAAGGGUAUCCGGUCUACGCUCGUUUAGCAAACUUACCGACUGCAAUUCGAAACGGGCGAGGUACAGGUGGCGGGUAUGUGGUGGGAUGGCUGCCGAUUGUCAAGGACGAAAAAUUACACUCCGGAAAGCCCAGCUGGGUAGACUUUAAAAAUACUGUCUGGCACAAGUCAUUUGCCAGGAUUAUCUCUUCGUUAGCCUCAAAAUCGCAAACGGGGCAGUGGUUCGAAUGUCUAGACGGUAUCACGCGCUGGUUCUUUCUCUGUAUCCUCAUUCUAUCAGCUGAUUUUGAAGAACAAUCUGUCAUGUCGCUUACUCAAGGAAUCAUGAGUCUUUGGCCAUGCCCCAUUUGUUUAGUUCCCCGAGACGACCUGUGGGACACUUCAAAAUCAUAUCAUCGGCGAACAUCGAAUGAGUCGCAAGCAGUUAUAAAUGCUGCGCGUGUGAAAGACACCUUCGAAGAAAGAGAGGAACUUUUGAAAGAACAAGCACUUCGUUUGAUUGAUAAUGCAUUCUGGGCAGUAGCAUUCACCUGCGUGUUUCGAGCAUUGUCACAUGACCAUUGUCAUUUCAAUCAUGGUGGGCUCUGGUCACGCCAUCUCUGGGUUGAACUGCAGAAAUACGUUGUAACUCUCGGAAGGGGAAAAGUAUCGCAAGUUGACAAUCAGUUU
This is a messenger RNA of Suillus fuscotomentosus, 1284 nucleotides long. RefSeq lists its product as uncharacterized. The transcript is spliced from 6 exons. The annotation marks the transcript as partial. The record is from RefSeq and is a predicted model, not a curated record. Lineage: Eukaryota; Fungi; Basidiomycota; Agaricomycetes; Boletales; Suillaceae.